GACUCGUACCUGAAAGUGAAAGUACGAAGUGUUGAAGGGGGAAUUCAACGAUCUGAACUCCAGCACAGCAAAGACUCACAGCAGAGAGACUUUACAACCAUGACGGACCUCUCCACGAUAUACAGACUGUCCCUGCUCGCAGCCUUCUGCUUCGUCAAAGCCUACAGCAGCAGCUGUCCAGUGUUGGAGUGCUGGUUUGUGCAGGAGAAGGCGGGUCGAGGUGGAGGCUUAACUGCAGCUACAACCCAGGAGAAAUCUCUGCUUUACAUCAGAAAAGAGCCACACAGCCACAGUGCAGACACCCAGACAGCUCCAUCUGACAUCAGCCCUGACAGAGUCUACUUUAUCACCGACCCGGCUGGCACUCUCUGUCACCGCUCUCUGAACCCUCCUAAAGGCUCCGUCGAGAAGCCCCACUGUGAGAUCAACCCCUUCCUGCCGCAGCCCUCCAGCCUCAAAUGGGUUGCUGCGCUCACAGACUCUGCUUUAAGCCCCAUAUAUCUGCAAGCUGAUUGGUUUUCAACUGCCCAUCAGGGCCUCAACCAACAGCUGACCGUUUCCACUAUAAUGCGUGCUCCCACAGGAACCAAAGAGCAAAAUGUGAUCCUCAGUGUGACCAGUAAAACGGCCUCAGUGCAGUCCAGGCUCGGGGAACCAGUGCUGCUCGACUGUGGCUUCUGGACCGACCCCUCCUCACCUCUAUCUGGGUCGGGAUUUGCCGUAGAGUGGCGCUACCAGUUCAGAGGCGAUGGGCGAUUGGUUCUGGCUUACGAUGGCAAGACGGACCGCUUGGCUGAUACAGAAGAGGAAGGGGCCACCCUGGACCUUGAUAGUUUGCACAAGAAGGGAAACGCGUCCCUGAUCCUGCAGGAAGCCAAAGUGCGUCACUCUGGGAUGUAUAUUUGUACAGUGUAUCUGCCGUAUCUCGUGGCUCAGGUGGCGAUGGAGCUUGAGAUUGUAGAACCUCCAUCCCUCCUCAUCCACCCGUCCCCUCUUCCCCUCGCUGUUCCUGGCCAGACUUUGACCGUCCAGUGUGAAGCUUCCGGCUUUGCCCCCCUCACCCUGGAGCUGAGCUGGGAGUUUAAAGGCGCUGAUGGGAAGUCCAUGCCUCUAGGAUCAGGCAGCGUAACUGGCCACAGGCAGGCCUGGGAUGGAACCUAUAGCCAGAGUACCCGGCUGGAGCUAGACACAUCUACCCUGGACCUGGGCAGCGGAGGGGAGCUCACCUGUGUGGCUGUCCAUCUUGGAGGCACACGACGGGCCAGCGCGAACCUCAAUGUCAUUGGGUUCAGUACUCCUUCCAUUGAAGACUCAAUGGCAAUGGUUGGCGUAGCGCUUGUGCUCUAUGGUCUGAUCAAGUUCGUCUCUUGGUCCUUCACCGGCUCAGGCUCCGAUGAGGCUGCUAAACAAGACAAGAAAGACAAGUAAAGAAGAGCAAAGUCCACGGCUGAGGAAGUGUGAUACUGAACCGACACAUCUCUCUGUUUUCAGCUCUUGGAUAGGUGUCAGGAUUAACUUUCAUAUUCAUUCAGACAGCUAUGUCUGUUUUUUUUUUUGUUUUUUUUUUAAAGCUAACAGAGUGGUACAUCUUUUGGCUUUAGACUCAUUGUUUUGCAUUACAUUGAUAAUUUUCUGAAAAGGUCUUCUGCUCAGUCUGUGUUGUUAUAUUUCUUAAAUUUUCCACUUCUAAGCCAUAUACUUGGUACAUUAUGUUGGCCUCCCACUGUUCAAAUUCUGUGUCUUGUCACGAACACUGGAAAAGAUUCAGAAACUUGGAGCAAUGUUAGAAUGAUAAUAUCUUAAAUCAGCUUUAAUUUGGAGACAAGAAUGCUCCCUUAUGUUUAGAAGCCAAGACGAUUAUUAUCUCUGAGGGUCCAGGGACACUCCAAACCCACAAAGUGAAUCCUACUUUUGUAAAUACAGAACAUCAUAUUGUUAUUUUGUAUGUGUGCGUGUGUGUGUUGGUCAGAAUGAUACCCUAACACCCUGAGCUAAUGCACAAUGAAACAUACUUUGAAGGAAAGAUUCAAACACAUGAAUCUACUGAAGAAAAAAAACAUUUGUAUAAGAAUUAAAAAUGAUAAGUGACGUCUGCACUCUCCUGUUUAUAAAUGUUGGUGUCCUCUCAAACGUGCUGGUGUGCCACAUUGUUUAAACAUAAUCUAAAAAUGACGACGUGUGUGUAUAUAUCAGCUUUCUAAUGGUGUAAAUGCUGUGGUGGUUUCUGUUCUAUCUAUCUAUAUAAUUGGAAGUGACUUCGGUUGUAAUUUUCAGAAUAAAACUACACCAUGAACAUACA
Molecule: messenger RNA, 2299 nt
Organism: Larimichthys crocea (large yellow croaker)
Lineage: Eukaryota; Metazoa; Chordata; Actinopteri; Sciaenidae
Gene: tapbp.1
Product: TAP binding protein (tapasin), tandem duplicate 1
Exons: 8
Coding region: 100-1428 (442 amino acids)
Source: RefSeq, a predicted model, not a curated record